This is a messenger RNA of Drosophila hydei, 4351 nucleotides long. RefSeq names its product probable multidrug resistance-associated protein lethal(2)03659. Lineage: Eukaryota; Metazoa; Arthropoda; Insecta; Diptera; Drosophilidae. Gene Ontology annotation, cellular component: membrane. Bases 321 to 4292 code for a protein of 1323 amino acids. The transcript has 8 exons. The record is from RefSeq and is a predicted model, not a curated record. Gene Ontology annotation, biological process: transmembrane transport. Gene Ontology annotation, molecular function: ATP hydrolysis activity; ATP binding; ABC-type transporter activity.
GCCGGCGGGUUAACAACUGAGUGUAAACAGCUUACGACGCGAAUAUUCGCGACGAAUUGUGUUAAUAUAUAAAUAUUCUUAUCUGGAUAUUUUAGUGUAUAAGUUAUACAUAUACAAAAUAUGAUUGUUUUGUUUAAUUCUUAAGGCAGCAUUGAUUUGAAUUGCCUCGCACACGCACCCCAGCUAAAUGAAUAUAUAUAUAUAUGUAGAAUCGAAUAUAUAUUGAAUGUGUGAUUUGUUGUAACUGAAUACUUAUAUGGUUGCCCACAAGUGCAAAUUGAAUUUGUUUUUUCGAUGUAACUAAAUAAAAAGAAAACAAAAUGCAAACAACAAAAGCAGAUGAGCUACCCGAAAACCCGCGUGAACGAAGCAAUCCGUUUUCUGAACUUAUGCUUUGCUUUGCCUUUCCGGUUUUGUUUAAGGGCCGUAAGAAGACACUAGAGCAGUCAGAUCUAUACCGGCCAUUAAAAGAGCACAAGUCAGAUACACUAGGUGAUCGCUUGUGCGCUGCCUGGGAUGAGGAAGUUAGUCAAAGAUCGGCUCAAAAACAACAGCCGCGAUUGGGGCGCGUCGUGAUUCGCGUGUUUGGUUGGCAUUUAUUUGUUACUGGAUUAUUGCUUGGACUCAGGGAGUUCGUUGUUAAAGUAACUCAGCCAAUGUGCCUGUAUGGUAUUAUGGCAUACUUUUCGGGGGAGGACCCAGACCCUUUAAAGGCACAACUAUAUGCAGCGGGUCUAAUUACUGCCUCUGUACUUUCUGUUGUUACUGGACACCCGUUUAUACUAGGUCUUCUCCAUUUGGGCAUGAAAAUGCGCGUUGCGCUGUGUAGUCUGGUUUAUCGAAAAGCAUUACGAUUAAGUCACACAGCUUUAGGCGACACCUCGAUAGGUCAAGUAGUGAACCUCUUGUCCAACGACGUGGGUCGCUUCGAUUUGAUCCUAAUUAAUGUUCAUUUCUUAUGGUUGGCCCCACUGGAAUUAUUCGUGGUUACAUUCUUGAUGUUUCAAAAGAUCGGUGUCGCGUCCUUCUUUGGCGUUGCUAUAAUGUUGCUUUUCCUUCCUUUUCAAGCCUAUUUGGCGAAGAAGACAUCAGUUUUGCGCCUAAUGACUGCGUUGCGUACGGACGAACGUGUACGAAUGAUGAACGAGUUUAUCUCCGGCAUCCAAGUAAUCAAGAUGUACGCCUGGGAGAAGCCACUAGGCAAGUUAAUCGAGCUAAUGCGUGGCAAGGAGAUGAUCUGCAUCAAAAAAGUCAAUUAUAUAAGAGGUAUCCUCAUUGCCUUUGGUAUGUGCCUGUCCCGCACCCUGACCUUUGUUAGUCUGGUGGGUUUCGUGCUAUUAGAAAGCGUAUUGAAUGCUAGCGACGCAUUCUUCAUCACAGCCUAUUACAACUUGCUACAACGAGCGGUCACAAACUUUUUUCCACUUAGCAUUACACAGCUAGCAGAGAUCAGAGUGUCCAUCAAGCGUCUGGAGACUUUUAUGCAUAGAGUGGAGACUCAGGUUCAGGACAAAUCGAACGCAAUAACUGCACCUAGUUUCACUAAAGAAGAUACCGUUAAGGAAAAUGAUGAAAUGAUAAGCAAUGACAAUAUAAAUGCAUCACAGAAGGAUAACGAUGAGGAGACGCUCGUGGAAUUCAACCAAUUCCAUGCCAAGUGGGAUACAACAGCAACAGAAAAUACUCUAAGCAAUAUCAAUCUGAAAUUGGGUCGCCGACAGCUGGUAGCAGUUAUAGGACCCGUUGGCGCAAGCAAGUCGAGUCUGAUACAAUCAAUUCUUGGCGAACUGCCCGCUGACAAAGGCAGCCUUAAAGUCAAUGGCAGAUUCUCCUAUGCCGCUCAGGAGCCUUGGCUCUUCACUGGAACUGUUCGUGAAAACAUUCUGUUCGGAUUAACCUUGGACAAACUUCGGUAUCGAACAGUGGUCAAGAAGUGUGCAUUAGAACGUGACUUUGAGCUACUUCCUCAGGGAGACAAGACGAUCGUUGGUGAGCGGGGAGCUUCUCUCUCAGGUGGACAGAAGGCACGCAUCAGCCUGGCAAGAGCUGUGUAUCGCAGAGCGGACAUAUACCUGCUAGACGAUCCACUCAGCGCUGUUGAUACACAUGUGGGUCGUCAUCUGUUUGAUCAGUGCAUGAGAGGGUAUUUGAGAAGCGAGUUGGUCAUAUUGGUGACACAUCAGCUGCAGUUUCUGGAGCACGCAGAUCUUAUUGUUAUCAUGGACAAGGGAAAGAUCAGUGCAAUGGGAACAUAUGCGACGAUGCAGCACAGUGGCUUGGACUUUGCACAACUGUUGACCGAUAUAAACAAGGCCGAUGAAAAGGCGCUGGAUGAGCAGAAGAGCGAUGCUGGAGACCACGUGAGCUUGCACUCAAAAACCAGCCGUCAAGCUUCACGCACUGACAGUUUCGUCUCUCUGAGUUCGCUGGCAGACUCAAUCAUUCAGGAUACAACCAUGGUACCGCAGGAGACGCGCGUUGAAGGCAAAGUUAGCUUGGGUCUCUAUAAGGAAUACUUUUCGUCGGGCAGCGGCUGGUUCCUGAUAUCUUUUAUGAUUGUUCUUUGUAUCGGCACACAAGUUGUGGUUUCUGCAGCGGAUGUAUUUCUCUCCUACUGGGUUGACAAAACUAAGAAUAACGCGGACAUCAAUAACGAUCCCUCCGAUAUGUACUACUUCACAGCACUUAAUGUUGCUGCAAUUGUGCUCAGCGUAAUGCGUCCAAUUCUCUUCUACACGAUGGCGAGGCGCAGCUCGAUUCAAAUGCAUAAUUCCAUGUUUAGGGGAAUUGCCAGAGCAGCUAUGUACUUCUUUAAUACGAAUCCAUCGGGUCGCAUAUUGAAUCGCUUCUCCAAGGAUCUGGGUCAGCUGGAUGAAGUACUGCCAACAAUUAUGCUGGAUGUGAUGCAGAUCUUCCUCACAUUGGCAGGCGUCAUUGUGGUCAUCUGCAUAACCAAUCCUUACUAUCUGAUACUAACAUUUGCACUAGGUGUCAUCUUCUAUUAUCUCAGAGAAUUCUAUCUAAAGACCUCGAGAGACGUAAAGCGUUUGGAGGCUGUUGCCCGAUCUCCCAUCUAUUCCCAUCUGAGUACCUCCCUUAAUGGACUAACUACAAUCAGAGCACUGGGCGCACAGAAGGCACUAAUUGCCGAGUUUGAUAAUCUUCAAGAUCUCCACAGCUCCGGAUACUACACUUUUCUGUCCACGAGUCGUGCCUUUGGCUACUAUGUGGAUUUCUUUUGUACUUUAUACACAGUCAUUAUUGUACUUAACUACUUUUUCAACCCACCCACCAAGCCCGGAGAGGUUGGGCUGGCCAUUACUCAGGCCAUGAGUUUGGCGGGGAUGGUGCAGUAUGGCAUGACCCAAUCCGCCGAAUUGGACACCACCAUGACUGCAGUGGAGCGCGUAUUGGAAUAUGAUGAUAUUGAGCCUGAAGGCGAAUUUGAAUCCCAACCAAGCAAAAAGCCUCCUCUCACAUGGCCAGAGCAAGGUAAAAUUGUAGCUGACGAUCUCAGUCUUCGUUACUUCCCCGAUCCGCAGUCAAAGUAUGUGCUGAAGUCCCUCAACUUCGAGAUCAAACCCAUGGAAAAAGUAGGAAUUGUGGGUCGCACAGGUGCAGGCAAGUCCUCACUCAUCAACGCCCUCUUCCGCCUGUCCUACAACGAUGGCUCCAUCAUCAUCGACAGUCGCAACACGAACGAACUGGGUCUGCACGACCUGCGCAGCAAAAUCUCUAUUAUACCUCAGGAGCCAGUGCUCUUUACGGGUAGCAUGCGCUACAAUUUGGACCCAUUUGAGGAGUACAGCGACGACAAGCUGUGGGAUGCGCUGGAGGAGGUCAAGUUGAAACCCGUCAUCAGCGAAUUUCCAAGUGGACUUCAGAGCAAGAUUUCAGAGGGCGGCAGUAAUUUUAGUGUCGGUCAGAGGCAACUAGUAUGUCUCGCACGUGCAAUACUUCGCGAAAACCGCAUCCUCGUAAUGGAUGAGGCCACAGCCAAUGUGGAUCCCCAGACAGAUGCGCUCAUCCAAGCGACUAUAAGAAACAAGUUCAGGGAAUGCACAGUGCUGACAAUAGCCCAUAGGCUGAACACGGUAAUGGAUUCGGACAAGGUGAUAGUCAUGGAUGCAGGUCAGAUGGUCGAGUUUGGCUCACCGUACGAGCUGCUAACAGAAUGUGAGACAAAGAUCUUCCAUAGCAUGGUUAUGGAGACGGGUCAGAGCAGCUUUGAUAGUCUACUGUCGGUCGCAGAGAAGGCCCAUUUCGAUUCACAGAAGCUUAAAACUGCCUAGCAUUACUUAAAUGAAAAUGUUUUACUUGAGUAUUAUCUUUACGGUAAUUUGAAUAAAAC